Centruroides sculpturatus (bark scorpion) is the source of this 1810-nucleotide messenger RNA. Its product is annotated as frequenin-1-like. Gene Ontology annotation, molecular function: calcium sensitive guanylate cyclase activator activity; calcium ion binding. The transcript is spliced from 7 exons. The record is from RefSeq and is a predicted model, not a curated record. NCBI's taxonomy places the organism in Eukaryota, Metazoa, Arthropoda, Arachnida, Scorpiones, Buthidae. The coding region runs from base 305 to 826 and encodes 173 amino acids.
UGGCGAAACCAUUUGAAAAAUGCGCAAAGAUUGUGAAAAGCAGAAUUUAAAUCGAUAAAGAGUUGACCUUCACGCAUCACUCGCCUCAACUGUCGUCCAUCUUUGCCACGAAAACGCUUUUUCUUUGGUCACCGAAGCGGAUAAUUUACAAAUAACCAAGGUAUUAGUUAUACGAGCCAAAUACAGAUGGCAGCACACAUUUAGAGGUAGGAGGACAUGUGUUGAGAGCGAUACAUCGAGUGGUUGCUCGACGAAGGUAUGCGAGUGGAUUCUCUCUGUAUUCAGUCUCUUCGCCACAUUGUAGAUGGGGAAAAGAAACAGUAAGCUGAAGGCCGAAAUAGCGACCAGACUUGCCAAGGAAACCUACUUUACCGAAAAAGAGGUCCGACAGUGGUACAAAGGAUUCUUGAAAGAUUGCCCAAAUGGUCUUCUUACAGAACAGGGUUUCCAAAGGAUCUACAAACAGUUCUUCCCUCAAGGUGAUCCUUCCAAAUUUGCCUCCUUGGUCUUUCGUGUUUUCGAUGAAAACAAGAUCUUGUCAAAUCCAAUAAAUAAAAAUAUUUCAGGGGCCUUCAAGUUAUACGACGUCGACAACGACGGAUACAUCACUAGGGAAGAGAUGUACAGUAUUGUGGACGCCAUUUAUGAGAUGUUGGGAAAUCAAGAGAAAAUAGAGGAUGAAGAAGACGAUCCAAAGAGGAGAGUGGACCGGAUUUUCGAGCAAUUGGAUAAGAAUCAUGACAAUCAGCUAUCUUUGGAAGAAUUUAAAGAAGGUUCGAGACAAGAUCCCAAAAUCGUACAAGCAUUGACUCUGUAUGCUCCUUAAGAAAUUCAGAUCAUCCGAAAUAGUUCCACAUAUCAAGGAUCUCAUUUUUCGUUUCUCUUUCCUACAUUCACUCGUGCACCGUAGACGAUUGUCUUUUUCGUAAAAAAAUUUUAAAAAAAUUAUAAAAUAAUAAAGCACUUUCAAAUCGCGGUGACAUCAGGAUGAGAGUUGCCAACUUGACCCAUGAAAGAUUACAUAUUUGUCAUCUGAGAAGAAUAAAAUCUAAGAAAAUGUUUUAAAAUAAUGGAAAAUUUAACUCGUGUGUUAAUUUAAGAGUUAAAUUUUCAAAUAAAUACAUAAAUAACAUCAUUUUUAAUAGGGAAUAAAUAUGAAGAAUUUGGGAUGAGUUGGCAACCUUCAUAAAAUGUUUUCAAAGAAACCCCUGCAAUGUUGCCAGCCACGACAUAACGUGGCAUCACAAUAUAUGUUGUUUAGUCGAUGUUCUGUUAAAUUCUGAUUCGUUUUAGAUCUGAAAAUUGUUGGUCCCGUUUAUAUCCGGACAGAAAAAUCCAUAACCUUUUCCGAAACAUGUGCAAAUAUCUUUAUGUUACUUUAGUAUAUCGCUUCUGUAUAGAAUGUGUGAUAAAUAAUAUAUUUAAUAAAAUCUCGAUCCUCAAAAUAAAGUCUUCUGAAUGAAAUUAAAGAAUAUUCAAUCAAUAUUUCUCAAACAGAUAGGAGAUAUUUAAAAAAAGGCAUUGUUUUGAGUCAAGUAUAUAUGAAUGAUACAUGAAACAUUCGACGAUUUUAACAAAUAUAUUAUUUCGAAGCGCAAGCACUUACAGGAUUUUGUGUCGGAGAAAAAUAUACAAUUGAGAGUAGACAAAUACAUGUAUAAAAACAAAGUAAAAAUUCUAUUAUACUUAAAGAUGUGGAGUCUUGCAAUAGUAAAGUUCUUACGCAAGAGUUUUAAGGGAAACUGCAGAGGCCAUCUUAUUAUCCGCGAACUGUAAUUACUACUUAUUAAACGUCUUGAAAAAUGUCUUU